AGAAGUCUCCUUGUUUUGCGGGUCAGUCGAGUGGUGAUCAGUGAACCAUCAGCACUAAGUUGUGCUUGUCGCCCAGUUGUCAUUCAACUGUUUUCAAGGUUUUUUUUUAUUUUCAUCAAAAAGGUAGACAAUGGCUGGCUCCGGCAUCAAGGAGAAGUUGGGCGUGGAGGAGAUUACGAGAGGGAUUUGGAAGGCGCUUCUCGCGGAGUUCCUAGGCAACCUGCUGCUUAACUUCUACGGAUGUGCGAGUUGCGUCGGCGCUGAAGACAAUGGAAAGAGUCCAGUGUUGGUUUCCCUCACUUUCGGGCUUGUCAUUAUGGCCAUUGUUCAGUCUGUCGGUCAUGUGAGCGGGGCACAUGUGAAUCCAGCAGUGACAUGUGGCAUGCUUGUUACUGGGAAUAUCUCCAUUCUUAAAGCACUGCUCUAUGUUGCUGUUCAAUGUCUUGGGGCAGUUGCAGGCACUGGAGUGCUUAAGGCUCUAACUCCACUAGAAUCACAGAAAAAAUUGGGCAUUACUCUACUAAGUGAUGGCGUGACACCUAUACAAGGCUUUGGUAUUGAGUACUUCCUUGGAUUUGUGCUUGUAUUAGUAGUGUUUGGGGUGUGUGAUGUGAACCGCUCUGAAGUGAAGGGCCUGGCUCCUGUUGCCAUUGGACUUACCAUUGCCAUGGGACACCUUGCUGUACUGGAUUAUACAGGUUCCAGUAUGAAUCCUGCACGUACCCUUGGUUCUGCUAUAAUAACAGGAAUAUGGGAAAAUCACUGGGUGUAUUGGCUGGGCCCCAUACUUGGAGGGAUCUCUGCUGCCUUGAUAUACAAGCACGCUUUCGCUGCAGUUCCCAGGGAGAUAACCACAGAAUACACUCCAGUGCAGUUGAAGCGACUGGACAAUAAGAAAGAUGAAGAUGGAAUGGCUUGAAAACACUGGAUGAAAUACUUCAGCUAAUCUGCUUUUCAAGUUCAGCAUGGAAUUGUUCAGAAAAACGACCACUGAGUAUUUUGCAGGAUGAUCUGGAAAACAGCUCAGUUGUCAAAAUUGUGAAAAGACUAUAAACAGACCUGUCUGAAACAGGCAUUUUUCUCUGCAAUGGAAUACACUGGAACUCAACUUGAUAUUAUAGACCGCAUGAGCAAUUUCAAGUGAUAUUCCAUAAGCUGGUCCUAGAAGCUUAGUGCAUCAAAGAGAACAAAAGAGUGACAAGUUGAAUUAAACUCUGAAGCAUUCAUGUAGCAUAUCACCCAUUAUCCUCUCCAUUUCUGUAAAGUGAAACAAAUUCAGUGCUAGGAGGAGUAUUUUCUUUAGUCUAAUAC
Molecule: messenger RNA, 1311 nt
Organism: Cryptotermes secundus
Lineage: Eukaryota; Metazoa; Arthropoda; Insecta; Blattodea; Kalotermitidae
Product: aquaporin AQPAn.G
Exons: 7
Coding region: 131-919 (262 amino acids)
Biological process (GO): transmembrane transport
Cellular component (GO): plasma membrane
Molecular function (GO): water channel activity
Source: RefSeq, a predicted model, not a curated record